Scatophagus argus is the source of this 1419-nucleotide messenger RNA. RefSeq names its product secretory calcium-binding phosphoprotein 1 (gene scpp1). Lineage: Eukaryota; Metazoa; Chordata; Actinopteri; Scatophagidae. The record is from RefSeq and is a predicted model, not a curated record. The coding region runs from base 160 to 1188 and encodes 342 amino acids. The transcript has 9 exons.
GUUUCCUACAGCACAUCCGCGCUUUUACUGCCUCAGCUGCCAGCUUCCAGCAGUGACUCUGAUCAGACACUGAGUUCUCAUUGCUGCGACAUCCACUAAACAAGGACCUCUGACACAUUUCUCACACAGGCUCUGAAGACGGGAAAAAAAGCUAAAAGCAUGAAGGCCAUCAUCAUAACAUUUUGCCUGAUUGGAGCAGUUUUUGCCAGCCCAAUUUCAUACAAUGCUAUUUUGGAAUUAAAUGAGCUCGACCCAAACACGACUGAAAGUUUGUCUGCUUCACAAUCAUCUGAAAAUGACACCGCAGAACUUCUGAGCUCGGAGGAAAGUAUCUCAAGUCAAAGUCACAGUUCAGAGUCACAAUCAUUAGAAUCCACAUCAGAGGACAAGACUUCUGAGGAGAGUAACAGUCAAUCAGUUGAGGAUGACGAGACAAACUCCAUGGGUGAAACCAGAGAUGACAGCAUGAGCAGCGAGGAGAAUGUUCGAAAGAAUCUGGUCCCACUAUUUGCAAGUGUCAUCGAAGUCCACAGUUCAGAGGACAACAGCAGUACGGAGGUCACGGUUCAAUCAGACGAACUGACUGAGCCCACUCCCGCCUCCAUUUUCGGACAGGAGACCAACAUCGCUCAGGGACAGAUGAACCUACUGAUGGUGGCAAAUCCCAGCGAAAGCAGCGAAAGCAACAGCAACAGCAACAGCAACAGCGCCGACACCAGUGAUGUUACUGAUAUAACUGCCACCAGUGACAGCAAUGAGAGCACCAUCAGUGACAGCAAUGAGAUCAAUGAGACCAACCAGAGCACCAGUAGUGAAAGCAACGAGACCAAUGAGAGCACCACUAGUGAAAGCAAUGAGACCAAUGAGAGCACCACAAGUGAAAGCAACGAGAGCAAUGAGAGCACCACUAGUGAAAGCAAUGAGACCAUUGAGAGCAUCAGCAAUGAAAGCAAUGAGACCAGAGACAGCAGUGAUGAGAGCAGCGAUGCCAGCAAUAGCACAGAGGAGAGUAAUGCCAGUGACAGCACCGAGCUGGUACAAAUCAAAACCCAAGACUGUGUGAAUGGAACUCAGAGCUGUGAAAGUGAGGAAUAUUUCUUCCAGGCUAUUGGAGAUGAUGGUCAUCACUCAGUGGACAAUCUGAUGGUGCCCGAGGACGAUGAAAGGGAGUUAAGUCUACGGAGAUGAUGACAUGCACUUGUCCAACUUUGUUUUACUCACUCUGAACUAUAACACCAUUAAAAGACCAUGCCUGAAGACCACAGGCUGCCAUAAUUUGCUUUUGCCCAUUACUUCUGAAUUUUGAUUUUGGCAUUAUAAUGUUAUCUAUGUUACAGUGUGAUUAUCGUGAUGAUGGUAUAGCCAAAGCAUUUACUUGUUUUUUUUUUCUCAUAAUAAACAAAUAAUACAACCAUGGUA